AUGCAAGCCGUCGUUUUCAAGGGCCCUUUGGAGGUCGCCCUGGAGUCCCGCCCCGUUCCCCAGAUCGAGUCAACCGACGCUCUAGUGGCCGUUCGCUAUACUGCGCUCUGCGGAAGCGAGUUGCACGUCUUUCGCGGCCACCAGAAAUCCGCGACAGGCUUCAUAAUGGGUCAUGAGUUCACCGGCGAGAUCAUCCAAGUCGGCGCCGAUGUCCAGAAGUUCAAAAAGGGCGAUCGCGUCGUUUCGCCCUUCACCAUCAGCUGUGGCGAAUGCUUCUACUGCAAGCGUGGGUUCUCGUCACGGUGCGCCAAGGGUAGACUCUUCGGAAGUGUGGCGUUGGAUGGAGCUCAGGCGGACUACGUGCGGGUUCCCCUGGCCGACGCGACCCUGGUGGCUGCCCCGGAAUCCAUCGACGAGAAGAAACUGAUAAUGAUGGCCGAUAUCUUUCCGACGGGAUACUUCGCCGCGAAGAACGCUUUUCAGGCCCUGAGCGAGUCGGAUAUACGCGAAAGCACCGUGCUGCUGUUCGGCUGCGGACCGGUAGGCAUCUGUGCACUGAUCAGUGCCCUGGAAUGGAAGCCGAAGCAUCUCAUCGCCAUUGACAGCGUCCCGUCUCGGUUGGAGCUGGCUGAGCGCCUCGGGGCCGAGCCGUGGAACUUCCAGAGGCAUGCUGAUGGACUUCGACGGCGCGUCAUGGACCUGACGGAGGGACGGGGAGCGGAUGUGGCUAUUGAGGUGGUGGGUUUGAGUGCGGCGCUGAGGUCGUCGUUCGAUCUACUUCGCCCGUGGGGUACCAUUUCGAGCGUGGGAGUGCAUAACGAUUCGAUUCCGUGGACGGGGAAUGAGGCGUAUGGCAAGAACCUGAAGCUGCAAAUGGGCCGAUGCCCGGUUAGAAGCAUCUUUGAGGAAGCGUUGCAGCUCUUGGUCAGAAAGCAAGAUGCUCUCGACUGGGCUUCAUUCGACAUCCGUCCGCUCUCUCAGGCCGUACAAGGGUACCACGAUUUCAACCAAAUGAAGUCUCAAAAGAUCAUCUUCGAGGCGGGGAAAUAA
Molecule: messenger RNA, 1050 nt
Organism: Aspergillus melleus
Lineage: Eukaryota; Fungi; Ascomycota; Eurotiomycetes; Eurotiales; Aspergillaceae
Product: alcohol dehydrogenase family protein
Exons: 4
Coding region: 1-1050 (349 amino acids)
Molecular function (GO): oxidoreductase activity; zinc ion binding
Source: RefSeq, a predicted model, not a curated record